Chenopodium quinoa (quinoa) is the source of this 1611-nucleotide messenger RNA. Its product is annotated as zinc finger MYM-type protein 1-like. The transcript is spliced from 3 exons. The coding region runs from base 1 to 1611 and encodes 536 amino acids. Lineage: Eukaryota; Viridiplantae; Streptophyta; Magnoliopsida; Caryophyllales; Amaranthaceae. The record is from RefSeq and is a predicted model, not a curated record.
AUGAGUGCCUAUCGUAAGAGAUUAGAAGCUUUAAUUGAAACCAUUAAAUGGCUAUUGUUCCAAGGGUUUCCUUUUCGUGGUCAUGAUGAAAAGGAAAGUUCAUUGUCUAGAGAUAUAAUCAAUGCUUGUGCUAAAGAAACAACUAAAGCAAUAUUGGAAGAACUUGAUGGUGGAUUUUUUGCUAUUCUUGUUGAUGAAUCUGCCGAUGUUUCCGAUAAGGAACAAAUGGCACUUUGUUUGAGAUUUGUUAAUAAAAAGGGGGAAGUGUGUGAGCGUUUUCUUGGUAUUGUGCAUGUUCCUGAUACUAGUUCUUUAACUCUCAAAGCUGCUAUUGAGUCAUUACUCAUGGAACACUCUUUAACUUUCUCUCAAGUUCGAGGUCAAGGUUAUGAUGGGGCAAGUAAUAUGCAAGGUUCAAUCAAUGGCCUUAAAACUCUAAUUUUGAAUGAAUGUUCUCAAGGAUACUUUGUUCAUUGCUUUGGUCAUCAACUUCAAUUGACACAAGUUGCACUUGCUAAGAAAAGCUCAGAUUGUGGUUGGCUUUUUGUUGAUGUACUUGCACCUCUCUUGAACUUUGUGGGAGGUUCACCUAAGAGGAAAGAAUUUCUUCGAGAAAAACAACGUCAAGGGGUUGUAGAAGCAUUAUCUUUGGGUGAAAUUGAAUCGAGAACUGGUUUAAAUCAAGAACGUGGCUUAAGUAGACCUUGUAAUACUCGUUGGGGAUCUCACUUUAAAACCAUUUUGAAUGUGCUUGAUUCAUAUCCUUCAAUACUUUUGUCACUUGAUUCCAUUGCAGAAGUAUUAGAUACACUUGAUUCGAAUAAAGCACAAUCUAUUACACACUUGUUGAUGUCAUUUGAUUUUGUGUUUGUGGCACACUUGAUGGUUGAUAUAUUAGGAAUUACAAAUGCGUUGAAUGUGGCAUUGCAAAAACAUGAUCAAGAUAUUGUAAAUGCAAUGGUCAUGGUUGAUGUAACCAAGACUAAUUUGCAAAAAUUGAGAGAUGAAGGAUGGGAUUCACAUAUGGAAAAAGUCACUUCUUUUAUGGCUAAAUAUGACAUUGAGGUUCCAAACAUGGAGGGGCGAUAUGUGGUUCCUGGGAGAAGAAUGUAUAGAGGUAAAGGUCCACAAGUGACUAAUCUUCAUCAUUUUAGAGUUGAAGUUUUUCUAAGUGUCAUUGAUCUUAAAUUACAAGAACUUGAAAAUCGAUUUCCCGAGGUAAGUAAGGAAUUACUUGUGUGUAUGUCUUGCUUUAAUCCUGUAAAUCAGUUUCAUUCUUUUGACAAAAGAAAGUUAGUUCAACUUGCCAAAUUUUAUCUCGAUGAAUUUUCAAGCUCUGAGUUAUUAUUUUUUGAACAUUCACUUGAAAAUUUUAUUGUUGAUGUUCGAAAUGAUGAGAGAUUUUGGAAUUUGAAAAGUCUAAGUGAACUUUCUACGAAACUUGUUGAGACGGGAAAGUUUGAAACUCAUGAUCGAGUCUACUUACUUUUGAAGUUCGUGUUGAUUCUUCCUGUUGCAACGACAAGUGUAGAAAGAGUAUUUUUCCGAAUGAGCAUGGAUGAUAUUGUAAAUCGUUAUCAAAAUAUGGAAACUCGUCGAGAGCAAUUGUAA